GUGCGGCGAGCCCGGGGACGCGCUGGCCGCGACGGCGGUGGGAAGCCUCGGUCCCUCUCCGGUUUUUCACUCGCGGCUCGGAGACAAGGGCCCCAGAAGAACCUUGGGAUGGACGAAGAGGGAGUGCGGCAGCCCUCUGGGCCACCCACGAGGAAGAAAUUCUUCAUACCGCUGGAGGAGGAUGAGGCUCCUCCUGCAGGGGUCAAGCCCUUAUUCAAAUCGACCAGGAGCCUGUCCACCAUGGAGACCUUGCCUCAGGCAGCCCCUCAGACAUAUGCUGAGUAUGCCAUCUCGGGACCUCCAGGAGGGGCCGGAGCACCACAACCCCCGGGGCCUGAGCCCCUGGCAGGAGAGACUGCUAAUCAGGCCCCCAAACCAGGGGCGAAAUCCAGCAGCAUCAUUGUGAGCCCCCGCCAGAGGGGCAACCCCGUGCUGAAGUUUGUGCGUAAUGUGCCCUGGGAGUUUGGUGAUGUGCUUCCCGACUACGUGCUGGGCCAGAGCACCUGUGCCCUGUUCCUCAGCCUCCGCUACCACAACCUCCACCCAGACUACAUCCACGAGCGGCUGCAGAGCCUGGGGAAGAGCUUCGCCCUGCGGGUCCUGCUCGUCCAGGUGGACGUGAAAGAUCCUCAGCAGGCCCUCAAGGAGCUGGCCAAGAUGUGCAUCCUGGCUGACUGCACCCUAGUCCUUGCCUGGAGCCCCGAGGAGGCCGGGCGCUACCUGGAGACCUACAAGGCCUAUGAGCAGAAGCCGGCAGACCUCCUGAUGGAGAAGCUGGAGCAGGACUUCGUCUCCCGGGUCACUGAAUGCCUGACCACCGUGAAGUCAGUCAAUAAAACAGACAGCCAGACCCUCCUAACUACUUUUGGGUCUCUGGAACAGCUCAUGGCUGCAUCGCGGGAAGAUCUGGCUUUGUGCCCGGGCCUGGGACCCCAGAAGGCCCGGAGGCUGUUUGAUGUCCUACAUGAGCCCUUCCUGAAAGUGCCCCGAUGACCACAGCUUUGAAGGAACAUUUGGUGUAACAAUAAAGCAUUUUCCUGGC
Messenger RNA from Mustela erminea (ermine), 1042 nucleotides. RefSeq names its product ERCC excision repair 1, endonuclease non-catalytic subunit (gene ERCC1). The transcript has 10 exons. Lineage: Eukaryota; Metazoa; Chordata; Mammalia; Carnivora; Mustelidae. Gene Ontology annotation, biological process: mitotic recombination; nucleotide-excision repair; UV-damage excision repair. Bases 109 to 993 code for a protein of 294 amino acids. Gene Ontology annotation, cellular component: nucleus; ERCC4-ERCC1 complex; nucleotide-excision repair factor 1 complex. Gene Ontology annotation, molecular function: damaged DNA binding; single-stranded DNA binding. The record is from RefSeq and is a predicted model, not a curated record.